Molecule: messenger RNA, 5165 nt
Organism: Odocoileus virginianus texanus
Lineage: Eukaryota; Metazoa; Chordata; Mammalia; Artiodactyla; Cervidae
Gene: FRMD6
Product: FERM domain containing 6
Biological process (GO): positive regulation of hippo signaling
Cellular component (GO): cytoplasmic side of apical plasma membrane; cytoskeleton
Source: RefSeq, a predicted model, not a curated record
GCGAUCUUUACCCAGCCAGUGGUCAGUGUCUGCUGCAGUUUCCAACUCCAGCCCUAAGCAGCUGCCACCUUUGCUGCUCCUUUGCUUCCCCAGCUGACUCUGAACCUGACAGCUCAACUCCAGUGAUUACAGCUUCUGACCAAUAUUAAACUUAGAGGAGCUAUAAUUGCACAUCGAUCAUCUUUGACGGUCCUACAUUGACUGCUCACAGGGAGGGAGCUGAAGAUUAAAUCCUGACGCCUGCCCCAUUUGGAGAGCAGCAGCCUGGCUUCUGGUGGCCACAGCAGCAGGCUUUCCAUCCAUUUCUUUUCUCAUGAAGCUUCUUCUGGUUGGAAACUUAUCAAAUUUCAUCAGCCACUCCAGUGAUUUCCAGCAGAUGAAGAGCCUGAAACGUUCUGGCUGUCUGGAGAACCUAUAACUGAAAGUCAGCUAUGAAACCCACGUAGUCGAAUAUCACGAUGCUUCUCCUGUAGGGAGUGUGAUGAGGAGCAGAGUUUGGCCUUGGAGUGCUCGGAACCAGAAAAAUUGCCGAGGACUCGGAGCCCCGCCCUGACCACUAGAGAGCCCACAACACAAUGAACAAAUUGAACUUCCAUAACAACAGAGUCAUGCAAGACCGCCGGAGUGUGUGUAUUUUCCUUCCUAAUGAUGAAUCUCUGAACAUCAUCAUAAACGUCAAAAUUCUGUGUCACCAGUUACUGGUCCAGGUGUGUGACCUACUCAGGCUAAAGGACUGUCACCUCUUUGGACUCAGUGUUAUACAAAAUAAUGAACACGUAUAUAUGGAGUUGUCACAAAAGCUUUAUAAGUAUUGUCCAAAAGAAUGGAAGAAAGAAGCCAGCAAGGUACGACAAUACGAAGUCACUUGGGGAAUUGAUCAGUUUGGACCUCCUAUGAUCAUCCACUUCCGUGUGCAGUAUUAUGUGGAAAAUGGUCGAUUGAUCAGUGACAGAGCAGCAAGAUACUAUUAUUACUGGCACCUGAGAAAACAAGUUCUUCAUUCGCAGUGUGUGCUCCGAGAGGAGGCCUACUUCCUGCUGGCAGCCUUUGCACUGCAGGCUGAUCUUGGGAACUUCAAAAGGAAUAAGCACUAUGGAAAAUACUUCGAGCCUGAGGCUUACUUCCCAUCUUGGGUUGUUUCCAAGAGAGGGAAGGACUACAUCCUGAAGCACAUUCCAAACAUGCACAAAGAUCAGUUUGCACUGACAGCUUCUGAGGCUCAUCUUAAAUAUAUCAAAGAGGCUGUCCGACUGGAUGACGUCGCUGUUCACUACUACAGAUUGUAUAAGGAUAAAAGGGAAAUUGAAGCUUCUCUGACCCUUGGAUUGACCAUGCGGGGAAUACAGAUUUUUCAGAAUUUAGACGAAGAGAAACAAUUACUUUAUGAUUUCCCUUGGACCAAUGUUGGAAAGUUGGUGUUUGUGGGUAAGAAGUUUGAGAUUCUCCCAGAUGGCUUGCCUUCUGCCAGGAAGCUCAUCUACUACACAGGGUGCCCCAUGCGUUCCAGACAUCUUCUGCAGCUCCUGAGCAACAGCCAUCGCCUCUACAUGAACCUGCAGCCCGUUCUUCGCCACAUCCGGAAGCUGGAGGAAAACGAAGAGAAGAAGCAGUACCGGGAGUCUUACAUCAGCGACAACCUGGACCUCGAUAUGGACCAGCUGGAGAAGCGGUCACGGGCCAGUGGGAGCAGCGCUGGCAGCAUGAAGCACAAGCGCCUGUCCCGUCACUCGACCGCUAGCCACAGCAGCUCCCACACCUCGGGCAUUGAGGCCGACACCAAGGCCCGGGAUGCGGGCCCCGAGGAUGCCUACCCCGGCAGUGCCGUCCAUCGCAAGCUGAAAACCUGCAGCUCCAUGACCAGCCACGGCAGCUCCCACACCUCAGGGGUGGAGAGUGGUGGCAAGGACCGGCUGGAGGAGGAUUCGCAGGACGACGAAAUAGAGAUGUUGGUUGAUGACCCCAGAGACCUGGAGCCAAUGAAUGAAGAGUCCUUGGAAGUCAGCCCAGACAUGUGCAUCUACAUCACAGAGGACAUGCUGCUGUCACGGAAGCUAAACGGACACUCUGGAUUGAUUGUGAAAGAAAUCGGUUCUUCCACCUCCAGCUCCUCAGAGACGGUAGUCAAACUGCGUGGCCAGAGCACCGAUUCUCUUCCACAGACUAUAUGUCGAAAACCAAAGACCUCCACCGAUCGACAUAGCUUGAGCCUCGAUGACAUCAGACUGUACCAGAAGGACUUCUUGCGCAUCGCGGGACUGUGUCAGGACACUGCUCAGAGUUACACCUUUGGGUGUGGCCAUGAACUGGACGAGGAAGGCCUCUACUGCAGCAGCUGCUUGGCUCAGCAGUGUGUCAACAUCCAGGAUGCCUUUCCAGUCAAAAGAACCAGCAAAUACUUCUCUCUGGAUCUCACCCACGAUGAAGUUCCAGAGUUUGUUGUUUAAAGGACCUCUGCGUGCAGCUGUCUGGACAGCCUGCUGCUUGCUAGAGGCUGUGAAAGCCAUGGGUUCUUUCUUUACCUAUUACUUGUGCCAUAUUUUCUUCACCCCAGACAUAUCUUUUUCUUUAUAAUAGUUGUGAUGGAAAUAAAAGCCGUGGGACAGUUGCACUUUAAGUAUUACACAGGAGGAAAAGGACUACAGAGAAUGUAUAGCAAGACAAGUGCCCGGAAGUUCACUGAUCCUUUGAAAGGAAAUGUGCUUUACUGGUUACCAAACCUUCAGGAUAUCAGACUGCGGUGUGUGUGUUCAUUGUUUUGUUUUCCAGUUCAAUUACGUGUAACAUCACUUUUUUUUUUUAUCAUGUGAAAGAUGUUGUUGUGUUUCUUUGUUUGCUUGUAUGUUUUUUUUUCUACCACUCCCUCAUGAAAUGCUGGUGGUUUGAGGGAGGAGAGAGAGAAGAGGCUCUCAUCUUUUUAAGAGAGAGACAGUUGCCCAGUCAUAGCCAUUGCCACCCCGCUGGGGCUGUCCCAAUGUGAACAGGAAUGAAGCGGUAAAUCAAGUGGUUCCAGCACACCAAAGAUGCGUCAUCACAGAAGUGCAGCCCAAGGUCAACAAGAUGUGAAUCAAGCAAUAACCAAAAGAUGGUGCGGUGAGGCCUGUGACUGCUUCACGCUGGUGAAGUGCCACGUCCUUCUCCUGCUCUUCCAGAAAGCUCUAGGACUCAGCCGAGUCCCUUGUCCAAGUAACAGAUUGGUUGUGUUCAUGCCACAAUGAAUUUUGUGGAGUUUCCAAAACCAGUUUCUGUUAAAACUCUAGAAAUGUCUUAGAAUAUGUUUAUACUUGGUGGUUUGUUUUUUUUUUAAUCAAGAAUAAAUUAUGGUAAUGUUGGUUUCUGCCUAACCAAAAUACCCCAACUAUACAUAUAUGUGAUACAUAUAUAAAUACAUAAGAUUGUGUGUUUAUAUGUGUCUGAAGCUUACCACCUUUUCAUCUAUGAAAGAUAGACAGCUCCCAUAUUUGUCUUAUAUACAUGGUCUUUCUUGUUUGGUGCAGAGGAUGUUUGGUGUCACUGAAUGAAUGAUGCCUGCAGACAAUCAGCUGAUAGAUACACAGUUAAGAAUGACUAUUUUCUCAUGGGUCUUUUGCCAUAGUUCUCAACCCUGGUUGCAUCAUGGAAUUAUCUGGGGAGCUUUGAAAAAACUAACAAUGUCUGGGUACCGCCUCAGAUGAAUUAAAUCAGUGUCUUAUGGUGAGACCCAGGUGAAAAUUGCCUUUUCUUUUGAAGUUUCCAGAUGGAGCUAGUAUGUAACAGGAUUGAAAACCACCAAUCCCGAGGAUGUCUUUUUCAUUAACUUUCACGUAUAUAGAAAGUGUUAGUGUUUGAGAAAAGGUCAUUUUUAGGACAGUUCCUGCCACUGCUGUUAGGAUAUAUAAUAAAAUCAAGUCAGGAACGUGAACUUACUCACCUACAGAUGUACGGUAACAGUGUUGCUUGCACUUCAGGAAAGUACUUUAGCACAAUGUCUUUCUAUGAGAUGUUUUUAAUGAUUUCAUAUAUUUACAACAUUUGUUUACCAUAUUUUGAUAUACCAUUUUUUCUAUCUACCAAGUUUUAUUAAAAAAACUAUAUUAUUUUCUAAAGAAACAGUCAUAUUUUUAUACAAAAUUAAGUUUUCAGGUAACAAAGAAAUAGUCUUAGGGUACAGCAGAACCUACAGUGUUCCCCAUGGAUGGGGGUCAGUAUUAUAAACACGUGGAGAAUGAGAACAGGCUCUACCUGCGUUGCCCCUCACAUUUUUCCCCCGUGUGGAUAUGAAAGGGCAGUGGGUACACACAAGUCUGGUCAACUUGGUUUAACUUGACACUUUAAAAGGAAAAAAAUUCUAUAGAGUGCUAUAGUCAGGAAAUUAUUUUGCUUUUAUCAAAUGUUUGAAAGAACCAAAGUUUCAGAUAUCAGAAUGUAUUAAAGUAUCUCAAACUUUGUAUAUAAAAGGAUGAAAGUAUGAAAGGAUCAUCUAAUGACUGUUACUUGUAAGUCAUUAAAUAAUCUACCAUUUCUUAUAGAUGCUUAAGAGACAAAUUCUGAUGAAGUUUGACCCUAAAAAGCCCAGAUCAUAAAUGUGGUGCAUUUCCUUAGCUCUUAGUGUUUCUUGUUUAAACAUCAAAAAAAAAAAAAAAUUUAAUUAAGUACAUAAUGCUUUAUACUUUUAUUUUCUCUCUACUUCAAACAGAAUCAGGCCUUUAGGGUUUUUCCAGCAUCGUUAGUGGUUUUGCACACCCUCUUUCUAAUUGGAUUUAUGAAUAGUCUUGUGGGUUUUCAAAAAUGAGACAUGCUAAGGACAUUUUUGCUUUUUGAUCCAUUGCGGCAGAAUUAUAUAUAUGUAUAUGAAAAUCCAUUUUGAAUAUCUACAUUUUUGUAUUUGGAAAUUGUUUUAAAAAAUAAAGGAAAAGUAUAAACCUGAUAUUUAUUCUGCAUUUGUUAAUAUCCAUUGCUAGUCAGUAUACCAGUUUGGUAUAUAUUGCCUCUACACGUCUGCAUUUGUAUUUGCAACAAUGAACUUUAUAUCUGCAUAAAUUGUAAAUAAUCCUUUCUGUGAAAGGAUCAUCAUGUUAAGAUGAUACCAAAAGUGUGUUUAAAAAAACUGCAUUAUUUUGUAAUUAUUCUUAUAAGGAUUUCAUGGUAAGAUUAGCAGUCAAUAAAGUUACUUUUUAUUUGUCUUUGAA